AGCGAGAUUAGUCGAUGUGUGCCGAUUGAGGUGAAAUUUCCCAUGAUUCCUCAAUUAUCUUAUCCCCCUCUAGGAAGCAAUUGAGGUGUGGUCGAAUGUUUAGUGACUCAGUGCUUCGAAUGGUAGACUCGCUAUAGAAUAACAUUAUUUUGUAAAUAAGCGAUAAUGGCAGCCAUUAGGAAGAAGUUGGUAAUCGUCGGAGAUGGUGCCUGUGGUAAGACCUGUCUCUUGAUCGUCUUCAGUAAGGAUCAGUUCCCUGAAGUCUACGUCCCCACCGUCUUUGAGAACUAUGUGGCUGACAUCGAAGUCGAUGGAAAGCAGGUUGAGUUGGCAUUAUGGGAUACAGCAGGACAGGAAGACUACGACAGGCUCCGCCCACUAUCCUAUCCGGACACAGACGUCAUACUAAUGUGCUUCUCUAUAGAUAGCCCCGACAGUUUAGAAAAUAUCCCUGAAAAAUGGACACCGGAAGUCAAACACUUCUGUCCCAAUGUACCCAUAAUCCUGGUAGGCAACAAGAAAGACACGAGAAAUGAUCCCAACACACAGAAAGAGCUGAAGAAGAGUAAGCAAGAGCCCGUCAAAACAGCUGAGGGCAACGCGAUGGCAGAACAGAUUCAUGCCUUCUCCUACCUUGAAUGUUCGGCGAAAACAAAAGAGGGGGUGAGGGAGGUGUUCGAAACGGCCACUAGGGCGGCACUGCAGGUUGAAUUGGCAUUAUGGGAUACUGCUGGACAGGAAGACUACGACAGGCUCCGCCCACUAUCCUAUCCGGACACUGACGUCAUACUAAUGUGCUUCUCUAUAGAUAGCCCCGACAGUUUAGAAAAUAUCCCUGAAAAAUGGACACCGGAAGUCAAGCACUUCUGUCCAAGUGUUCCCAUAAUCCUGGUAGGCAACAAGAAGGAUCUUAGAAACGACGAGAGUACGAAGCGAGAGUUAAUGAAGAUGAAGCAGGAACCGGUCAGACCGGAAGACGGCCGCGCUAUGGCUGAAAAGAUCAAUGCGUAUGGGUAUCUGGAAUGCUCCGCCAAAACAAAAGAGGGCGUCCGUGAAGUAUUCGAAAACGCCACCAGAGCGGCACUUCAAACCAAGAAAAAGAAGAAGGGGAUAUGUGUCACGCUAUAACUCUACUGCGCAUGUCAGGGUGGGUCCAUCUCUUACUUUUCAAAACAGACAUUUUUUCUGAAGGAAUGGAAAAAUGGAACCUAGGGCUCCCGAAUGUGGCGGAGAACAUGUACACGAAGCGCCAUUCCUGAAUCUGAACAAAGUUAUCAUAACUUAACGUGUAUUCAUUUAAUUAAUUAGUGUUUAUCAUUUGUAAAGAUGCCGUGUAAACAAGCCUUGAUAUUCUGACUGUGUGACGUGUACAUUUGUGUCAUGACGUAAUGUGUCCAUGGAUACCGCUCCGCGUGCAAUAUUUUAUUUAAUGUUUUUUACGACAUCUGGCGGACGGAGUGAAUUGAACCUUUCUAAAUUGUCUUAAGAUUUCUAAUAAUGUAACUCGGAGGAAUGACAUCAAGGUUUUAUUCAUGUAUUCUUAUUUAUGUAAUAUCUCAUCACGUACUGUGUAGCUUGUCAAAUAAAUGGAACCAAAGAAUA
Molecule: messenger RNA, 1602 nt
Organism: Ostrea edulis (European flat oyster)
Lineage: Eukaryota; Metazoa; Mollusca; Bivalvia; Ostreida; Ostreidae
Product: ras-like GTP-binding protein RHO
Exons: 4
Coding region: 166-1128 (320 amino acids)
Biological process (GO): cell migration; small GTPase-mediated signal transduction
Molecular function (GO): GTPase activity; GTP binding
Source: RefSeq, a predicted model, not a curated record